Trichobilharzia regenti is the source of this 1081-nucleotide messenger RNA. NCBI's taxonomy places the organism in Eukaryota, Metazoa, Platyhelminthes, Trematoda, Strigeidida, Schistosomatidae. The record is from the annotation of a GenBank genome assembly.
AUGCUGGUCAAACCCAGUGUGAUUUAUUGUUUUUACUUGACGAAUAUUUUCGUUCAGAAGAAGUAAAAUUUCAUUGGUAUACAUAGGGUUUUAUGAAUCUGAUCAAAAGGAGGAAAACAUAUCAUUUCAACCCAUUAUUUAAACCAUUAUUCAACCCAGUAUUCACGGACAUGGAUGCGUCUGGCGUUCAUAUUUAUAAUCAGUAUAGUUGCAAUGGCUUGCCACCUAACGUUUUAUGUACUGAUGGUGAAUAUUUUUUCAAUUUUAACUUACUUCGUCACUAUGAAAAUCGAAUUUCAUGUGUUAUUUCGUCGUGGCUCCUGCGGUGUAUUCAAAAUGUAAUGAAAACUUUAUUCACGUUUCGGAAUGUUUUGAGGUUUAUUCGUCCCAUUCGAAACUCACAAACAAAUUCUUACGUUGAAUUUUAUUUACCUAUCAACGUUUGCUUGUGAAAAACGUAUUCACGAAAUCAGUGACCCUAUUUACAUCAUACUGCUGCUGUAUACUUGGAAAAUAUACAGGGCUCAUGUCAAACUGCAUUCGUUAUCUUCAUUCGCUUAUCAUGAUAUUCUUUUUGUUCUAUUGUCAUCAUUACAUUCAUUCACAGAUUUCGAAAUAUUCCAUGAUGUCAGAUUUAGUUGUGUCCUGUGUCCUUCCGAAAACUAUGAGUCAGGAACUACGAAAACCCCUUCCCAGCUACAUCACUUCGUUAUUAAUCGACACAGUGCUCAUGACUCUGAUGACAGUCGGGUUGGUAGUGUUGUUUGCUAUUGAAAAAAACAUUUCCGGUUUUUUCAUGAAGAAUUUCUAUAUGGUUUAUAUUAUUAUAUCGGUUGUUGCUAUCCUAUUACUUCUUCUUAUAUUCCUGGGGACAAUUCGUUCGAAUUUUUACGGUGUUCGUAUACUACUUUGGAUUAUAGUUAUAUUAUGCUGUCUCUAUGAGGAUUUGCUUCCACUUAAUCCUAGAACAAAAACGGGUAUUCUGCGUACUCACAGUAGUUUUAAUCGCAAUACUCAUACUCGCAUUGGUGUUUAUUUGUGUCAAUAUGCGAAGAUGGAUAACGUGGUGGUUUCCGCCUAA